Messenger RNA from Scaptodrosophila lebanonensis, 1042 nucleotides. RefSeq names its product polyadenylate-binding protein 2 (gene Pabp2). Bases 283 to 960 code for a protein of 225 amino acids. Lineage: Eukaryota; Metazoa; Arthropoda; Insecta; Diptera; Drosophilidae. Gene Ontology annotation, molecular function: RNA binding. The record is from RefSeq and is a predicted model, not a curated record. The transcript has 6 exons.
UCCCGUGCGUGGUUGCAAACGUGUGAAAUUCAUAUUUAAUUACACAGUCAGCUAUUAAAUAUAUAAACUAGCAUAAUUAUCGUUCGGUAGAAGGCCAGCUAGAGCGUGCGGAAUUUCACUGGGCAGCGGCCAUUUUGAGCGAAACGUCAGCGGGACUUGCCUUUGUAUUUGACUGAAAUUACCUACGGUACUGUUUUAAGCUUUAACGCGGCAAGUUAAACGUAGUAAACAUUAUACCAAAGCUCACCACUACACAAAUUCAAUUCACAAAAGUAAACAAAAAUGGCCGAUGAAGAUAUUACCCUAAGCGAGGAUCAGCUCUUAGAAUCGUUGGAAGAAACCAACGGCGAACAGGAGACUGAAAUUGUGACGGAAGCCGAGGAGGAAUCCAGCAUGCAAAUUGACCCUGAACUGGAAGCCAUCAAGGCACGCGUCAAAGAAAUGGAGGAGGAGGCUGAAAAAAUAAAGCAAAUGCAGUCUGAAGUGGAUAAGCAAAUGGCUGGUGGAUCCACAACCGGGUUGGCCACAGUUCCACUAUCCCUUGAAGAAAAGCAAGAAAUUGACACAAGGUCCGUGUAUGUAGGUAAUGUGGACUAUGGAGCCUCUGCCGAAGAACUGGAAGCCCACUUCCAUGGUUGCGGCACCAUAAAUCGAGUCACGAUUUUGUGUAAUAAGGCUGAUGGACAUCCCAAGGGCUUCGCUUAUAUUGAGUUUGGGUCAAAGGAAUAUGUUGAGACUGCAUUGGCCAUGAACGAGACUCUAUUUAGAGGGCGUCAAAUUAAGGUCAUGUCCAAGCGCACUAAUCGCCCUGGACUUUCCACCACAAAUCGGUUCGCCCGGGGCAGUUUCCGUGGUCGAGGAGCGCGUGUUUCACGUGGUGCCUGCUGUCAUACAACCUUCCGAGGCGCCCGUCGCGCAAUAGGUUACCGUGGCCGCGCAAAUUACUAUGCACCCUAUUGAUUAUUGUUUUUUAACUAUUAGUAAGAUUUUUUUACUAUAUAAUUUCAAAAAACAUUAUUAUAUUGCCAAAAACUUCUUUGCA